Messenger RNA from Seminavis robusta, 3457 nucleotides. The record is from the annotation of a GenBank genome assembly. NCBI's taxonomy places the organism in Eukaryota, Bacillariophyta, Bacillariophyceae, Naviculales, Naviculaceae.
CGACGACGAUCAUUGGAAUAAGCAACAAUCACAUUGCAGAAGGUCCUCCUCAAGGUGCCUCUAUGCUCAUUAUUCUAGUUCCCGUUCACCUCCAGAGAACACAAAGAUGAGGUCGGCAUUGAAUGCUGUCGUCUUAGUUACAUUGACUACAAUCAACUAUCACACGGUUGUGGUUCAUUCCUUUCUAUCUCCCUUCACCCAGACUGCGAGAAGAUUCUCUUCUCUAUCGUAUACCAAUGACCCGAAGUCUCCUAGGCCCGUUGGACAAGUACUGACAAUACCAGUUUUGGGCCCGAUUCCUGGUGGCUCUCCUCUCGUAAUAGGCGAAGAUUUUCUGUUGGAACAACCAACUCCUCUUCAGUGGAACGUGCUGGAAGAAGCCAUGCAUCAUCAUCGUCAACACGCCAAACAACAACGAGAAGAGUCGAGUCAUCUCAAAGUGGCAGGCAUUGAUGCUGCUCCCUUGGUAGCAUUCAUGGACGAUGUCACGUCCAUGUAUUCGAUUCCGGGAGACAGAAGCAAUGCCAAGUAUGCUACCGUGGCGGCUGUCGUGGGCAUUUCAUCCGACCUGGGUGAUGAUACAUCUUCCUCUGAAGGUUUUAUGGAAUCCAUUAUGCGGGUGUUUCGACCGGACCAAAAAGACACGGUGCGCCCUCUGGAAAGCAGCAGCAUUCGAUUAGUAGGCAUUGGCAGAGCGGCACUCUCCAACUUUUAUUCUCGCAUUCCCAGCAGUUACUACGAGGAACAGCAAGACGAGGAUGGCUACCUUGUUCUCUCGGAACAACAAGAACACGACAAUGCCAAAACACCCAUCAUGAUGGCCCAAUUUCGACUGCUGACCGACACGGCAGAACGGUCCUCUGCGUUUGUCGACGACUUUGGGGGGUCCGCAAGGUCGUCUCCUGUGCACGCCUUGUCCGAAAUGGGCAACCUGGCCUCACGAAUCACCUCCCUGCAUGAAGAUCGUAAGGCACUUGUGAGGGGCCUUCAGGCAGCCAAGGCCCGAUUGGCGGUAGCCGCAAAAGCCGACGAAUUGGAAGAUCAUGAUGGAUUGGGCAUGUUGUCCAGUGGAUUCCAAGCGGUCAAUGGUGGUAACAAUCAACAACAGCAGCAGCAAGAUAUAGCUACCUUGCUCUCCGAUUUUCCAGUCGGGGCCGAGUCUUUGUUCCCAAGGAAGAAGAAUAGUCACGAACAACUCCUAGAAAUGGAAAACUACGGCAUGGGCAUCUCCUCUGCGUCCUUCUCAGCCAUUCCCGGCCUCACCAAAGCGCUGGCCGAAAAGUUGCGGCCGUAUCACAGCCCUGAAAAACAGGCCACAGAAGAACACUACUACGAGGUUUUUAGCUUUAUGGGAGUGUUGUCUGUCAACAAGUUCGUCCCAGCGACUGAUCUGGAUUCGGCGCUCAAGUGCACGAAUACAAUCGAACGAAUGAAAUGGCUUUAUGAGACCAUGUGGUCUCAUAAAAACCUGCUUCGAGAUGCUUGCGAAGAAGUCAGCCAAGAACUACGGGAUUGUGGGGAGGAGUGUACGGAUUUGUGGUGAAAUGGGACAGCGAUUGUCCUUUAAGACGUGGCAGCCACGGAGAUGAUGAGGGGGCUAUCAGUAUGCAUGGUUGUUACCAUACUAAAGACCAAUUUUGUUUAUGCCAUCAUUUCCAGCGAGCUAAGAGCGUUUUCAAUUUGACAAUCCGAAUCACUCGAGAAACUGAAAUGUAGUUUGAACUAGGAAAAGGAAGGAAUCAGUCAAGGAGCCGUGCUCUUCUCUGCUGCAUUCGCCGCAUUCUCAUUCAUACUGACAUGUACAACAGUCUGGACGGGCCAAUGAAAUUGGAAAUGCGAAGGUCUGACAAGCAAGGUCAGAGUUUUCACCCAGGAGAAAGUUGUGAAACUCUUCGCAAGUUAUUGUCUUUCCCUACGUCGGCUGUUCGGUUGGCGGCGUCUUCUACCAAGCGGUACUCUGCGGCUGGACAAAGCUCACACAGCGGUUCCACAUCGCUCACACAGCGGUUCCACAUCGUCGCACCCGCACAGAAAUGCUUUGUUUUGCAAACCUUGACCACGGCUUUCAUUGCAUUGGACAUUGUCAAAACUCAGCAUGUAUCGGUGAAGCUCUCCACAAGUAAUCACCUCGGAUCCAUUGUUCAGCAAGGUCCAAUCUUGAAUCAUGAUAUCCGAGUUGGAGGGCGGUUCGCCGUUCGGACACAAUGUACAAGAUGCAUUCACAUUCGGCUCCACCCCAGGACAACCACAGUAGGCGGCAGUGCCCUGGGCUUCCUCGCAUUUUCCGUCCGGUAAGUCUCGAGUCCAAGAGGCCACAUUUCGAAAACCUUCGCAUGCAAGUUGGAUGGACAAACGUCGACAUUGCAAUGGUUCGGAUCAUUCCUACUAGCCAGAGGAUAUUCAAUGCUGGCCGCAGGGAGCAUCCUGGUUGGGAGUGGCUAGUCCCAGGCAAAGGCUAUCCUUCCUCUUUAGAACUGUUAAUUACUACAUUUACAAAGAGUAUAUAUUAUCUUCCGAUAGUAUACACAAAAUGUUGCGAUGGAGGAGGCUGAUACGCUUCAUAACCAUUCAAAUGUUUGGAGUCACCGCACGCAACCACAAUCAACUUUUCAUCCGACAAUUGCUGCAACCAUGGCCUUGUCCAGGACAGCAUCAACGUCAAAACAGUCAGCAAUGAUCACCAACAAAAUGAAAAGGCCCACGUCCAUGUCUUGACCAAAAAUCUCCACAUGAUUCCUCUUCCCUCUGUACUUCCACAUGGCGCAAUCUUCCCCGGUUUCUGGGUCGGUGCAAUACUUUUCCAACGACAUGCGUGGUCCCGAUCUGAUUUGAUACAUUUGCUUGUUUUGAAGCUGGAACACCGUGGUUUCUUUUCCUUGUCGUCUCACUUGAGUAUGGAAGUAGAGCGGGGCAUUUCCUGCUCGUUGGAGUUUAUCAGUAGCUCGUUGCCCUGGAUAGUUGGGUUCCAUUCGAAAGACGUGGAAAGCGCGACCGCAUCGCUUGGCGACGCCCAAUACUUUGUCACCUGAUUGUAGCACCAACUUGCGCUUGCUGGUGUCCACGCUCAACGAAGAACCUCCAAAAGUGGCACCGAGAGUGGUGGCAAUAUAUUCCUUGUCAUAUUUGACGAGAGGAAACUGGGUGGUAUUGGCCGACGACUCUGUGGCUGGUGCUUCCCACAAUGGUGGAAGGCACUCGAGGUCUUCAGGGACACUCUCCUUGACAGAUGAUUGAGAGCUUCCCAUGGUUUUCUUCUUUCAGAUUUGUGUGCACCUAACGGUAUACUAGCGAGUACGCUGUGGGACUAUGCACUUCUUCGCUUCUUCCCCAUCUCAUUUUUGUUUACAAGAUCUCCUCGUCUCUCACCAGUCCGGACCCCCACAACUUCUUAUCUUUUUGAACCUCGCAACUCGUGGCUCAGUCGCGUUAGGUGAAGAUACAGAGUGUGCUUUGUCGU